AUGGCACCUUCUUCAACUGUUGAUGAUACAUCUACGGGAACAACUGUUGUCUCCAUUGAUGCAACUCAUCCUUAUUUUCUCCAUGCCUCCGAUGCUCCAGGAAUGGUUCUGGUCAAUACCCCUUUUGAUGGACGUGGUUAUCCUGGAUGGAGGAGAUCUAUUUUGAUCUCUCUUUCAGCCAAAAACAAGCUGGGGUUCAUCGAUGGGUCAUGUCCAACCCCAGCUCUCACUGCCACUGAUUUCAAAACCUGGAGCAGAUGCAACGACAUGGUUACAUGCUGGUUGUUGAACUCUCUCUCCAAAGUAAUAGCUGACAGUGUCCUUUACUUAAAGACUGCAAAAGACCUUUGGAUAGAUCUGGAGCAUAGGUUUGGUCAGCCUAAUGGUGCUAAGCUGUAUCACCUGCAAAAAGCUCUCGCAGAUUUAGUUCAAGGUUCACUUGACAUAGCUGGUUACUUCACAAAAAUGAAAGGAUUAUGGGAUGAGCUGGACACUCUCAACAGCAAUAGGAUCUGCUCUUGCGACUGUAAUUGUGGUGGAAAACAAAAAAUGUUGCAAUUCAAAGAAAAUGAAAGGCUCAUUCAAUUCCUUAUGGGAUUGAAUGAGGCCUAUGGACCAGCAAGAAGUAACAUCCUAAUGAUUAACCCUUUACCAACCGUUAACCAUGCCUAUUCCCUAUUGAUGCAAGAUGAGAACCAAAGAGAGAUACAUGUCAACACACACUUCUCAGGAGAUGGUUCUUCAUUUCUGGCAGGAAACACACAGCAUACUACACAACUAUCUCCAGGAAAUCAGUUCUUCACACAGCAGAAAAAUGGAAGCACUGCUAACAAAGGAAAUAAUGUCUACAAAGGAAAGAGAAAUGUCCAGAUGUGUUCCUAUUGCAAGAUGACCAAUCAUACAGUUGAAAAUUGUUAUAGACUCAUAGGUUUCCCAACCAAUUUCAAGUUCACAAAGACUAAGAAAUUUCAAGGUCCUGUGAGGGGAAAUUCUGCUGCAGCUAUGGAUCAACCAGAGGGAGCUAAUAACAAUAUCACUGAAGGUCCUCAGUUUGCACAACAAUUGUCAUCAGAACAAUUCACUCAGCUGGUUUCUCUCCUAAACCAGAUUCAAGUGGGAAAACCUGCUGAAGUUAAUGCUAACUCAGCAGCUGGUAUAUUCCUUACAAACUCUGUCUCUUGUUAUUCCUUAGCUAAUUCAAAUUCAAGUUCCCGGAUCAUAGAUUCUGGAGCAUCUGAGCAUAUGUGCUUUAAUUCUGAGUCUUUCCAAUUUCUGUUUCCCCUUUCUACUCCAUUACUUGUCAAGAUACCUAAUUCUUCAAAGGGCCCUCUCAUGAAGAGCCCCCAAGUUUUUGGUAAAGCUAAGGAUGGUCUUUAUCUUUUGGAGCCUAGUAUAGCAAAGUCUAGUAGUCUCUCUUCAGCAGUUGUAGUUCCUUUACCUAAAAAAUGUCAUUCUCAUUCUGUUUCAGUUAGUUUACCUAUUUCUGCAAGAACAAAAUCUGAUGUAAAGUUAUGGCAUUUUGCUUCAAAGGUUAACGUUAUAAGAUCAGAUAAUGCUCUAGAAUUAGGGAAGGGUACAGUAGAAUCUGCAUUUCUGAUUUCACAGGGCAUUUUACAUCAAAGAUCAUGUGUGGCCACACCUCAACAGAAUAGGCUUGUUGAGAGGAAGCACAGGCACCUUCUAGAGAUUGCUAGAGCAUUACUGUUUCAAUCUAAGCUUCCUAUUUGCUACUGGGGAGAAUGUAUUUUGACUGCUACUUUUCUUAUCAAUCGAUUUCCUUCUAGGGUUCUUCAAGGAAAAACUCCUUAUGAACUACUGUUUUCUGAGCCACCCUCUUAUCAUUUUCUUAAAUCUUUUGGAUGUUUAUGUUAUGUUUCCACUUUAUCUCACAACAGGAGCAAAUUUGAGCCUAGGGCAAAGGCUUGUGUCUUCUUAGGAUAUCCUACUGGGCAAAAGGGAUACAAAGUAUUGGAUGUGGAAACUAAGAAGGUUUUUGUUUCAAGGGAUGUCAAAUUCUGUGAAGACAUCUUUCCCUUUUCCUCUUCCUCUUCUGACACUGCUUCACUUUUGUUUCCCUCCCCUGCUCCCUCAGAUAAUUCUGCCCCAUCUGCACUUUUUGAUUCUACUCCUAUCUCACACCCCAGCUCACCUCCCUCACCUGUACAUUCUCCAUUACCCUCACAGCCUGCUUCCCCACCUACUUCUCAUAUUUCUCCCAUAUUACCUAAUCCCAUCUCUCCUUCUCCACUAUUCACCCAGGCUGUUGGGCUCAGAAGGUCUCAGAGACCCAAUUUAGGUACUAAGCGUAAUCAUCUAAAGGAUUAUGUUUGCAAUAACAUUUACCUCACUGAUCUUACCACCUCUUGCCUUGCUACUCCAUCUACACCUCCUGUCUUUUCUUUUCAUGCUCUCUCUACUCAAAGUCAGCAUAUUCUCAAUUCUCCUUCACCUAUCAUAGAACCUACUAGUUAUUCCCAAGCUAGUUCUCAUGCAGGAUGGAAACAAGCAAUGGAUGCAGAGAUUGAGGCUUUAGAAUCUAAUCAAACAUGGGAUGUUGUUAUUCUUCCUCCUGGAAAGAAAGCUUUACCAUGCAAAUGGGUCUAUAAGGUGAAAUAA
Messenger RNA from Nicotiana attenuata, 2616 nucleotides. RefSeq lists its product as uncharacterized. The transcript is spliced from 3 exons. Gene Ontology annotation, molecular function: nucleic acid binding. The record is from RefSeq and is a predicted model, not a curated record. Lineage: Eukaryota; Viridiplantae; Streptophyta; Magnoliopsida; Solanales; Solanaceae. Gene Ontology annotation, biological process: DNA integration. The coding region runs from base 1 to 2616 and encodes 871 amino acids.